Prunus mume (Japanese apricot) is the source of this 1994-nucleotide messenger RNA. RefSeq names its product transducin family protein / WD-40 repeat family protein. The record is from RefSeq and is a predicted model, not a curated record. Gene Ontology annotation, molecular function: protein binding. Lineage: Eukaryota; Viridiplantae; Streptophyta; Magnoliopsida; Rosales; Rosaceae.
GGUUUUGUUUUGCAACUUCCACAGUUCCAUCCAGGCCGCCUAAAAUCCGAAUCAAAGGUUCCGUUGUCUCGGCCUCGCCGAGAAAAACUGGAGAGUGCCCAAAAGAUUAGAAUGAGCGCUCUACUGAAGAAGCCCAAGACAGAGAACGUAGAAGUCAUAGACGACGACGACGACGACGAACAAGCGGCAGCCGCAGCAGCAAGAAACAAGAUGACAGAAGAGAACGGCGACCCAGAUAGCAGACAAGAGCAAGAAGAAGCCCUCGUCGCUUUGAUUGAGCAUCGUACGCGCGAAGUUCAUCACCUUCGCCAGCGCGUCUCCUAUUACAAAUCUCAGCUUGAGGAAGCAGCAAAGAGGUUAAAUGAUUCCGAAACUAAGUUGGCACGACUUCGACGCCAUGACAAAGUAGGGUCAACCAAGAGUUCCCCGGGUAGUGAAACUAAAAGUGCAAAGGUGGAACCCAGAUCAACGAGUCCUAUCCAUUUAAGUCAAGGGUCUGGUGGGAAGGCUCCAGUUAGUUCUAGUGCUCAAGCCAGUCCAUCAGUUUCCAGUCAGUCUAUUAGUGCUACCAAAGAAAAAGGGGACAAAUCUUAUAGAACUUCUUCAAAGCAGGAAGUUGAAAUUCAAGAUAGAGGGACAAAACGGAAAUCUGAACAGAAAGAACAUAAAGAAUUAAUUCCGUUGGUUCGUACUAGCUCUUCACCAAGUAUAAUCCGUUGCUAUGCAAGCAAUCACAUAUCAAGUCAGCACAAGAGAAAGUUGAGAAGUCUUUCUUUGUGCCCAGUGAAUGAUCAGCUUUUUGUGACCAGUGCUUUGGAUGGAAUAGUCAACUUGUGGCAAGUUCAGGCCAAGGGGUCAGGUGCUUCUCUACUUAGUAGUACUGAUUGUGUAUCCCCAAAGCAAAGGAGAUGGCCAGAAGAUAUAGCCUGGCACCCUGAGGGAAACAGCCUAUUUUCUGUCUAUAGUGCUGAUAGUGGUGAUUCUCAAGUAUCAGUUUUAAAUCUAAAUAGGACACAAGGGAAAGCUCGUGUUACUUUCUUAGAAGAUAAACCUCAUGUGAAAGGGAUCAUUAACAGCAUAGUUUUCCCACCCUGGGAGAAUACCUGUUUUGUCACUGGUGGAAGCGAUCAUGCAGUUAUAAUCUGGAAAGAGACUGAUGCUGAGAAUGUAUGGAAACCAAAGGCAUUGCAUAGGAAUAUGCAUUCAUCUGCUGUCAUGGGAGUCGCUGGGAUGUGCCAAAAGCAGAUAAUACUAUCCGCUGGAGCAGACAAGAGAAUUGUUGGGUUUGAUGCUAACGUGGGAAGAGCAGAGUUCAAGCAUCAGAUAGAAAGUAAAUGCAUGAGUGUCUUGCCAAAUCCCUGUGACUUUAAUCUCUUCAUGGUUCAAGCAGGGACCCAUGAGAAGCAGCUCCGACUAUUUGAUAUCAGACUGAGGCAAACAGAAAUACAUGCUUUUGGGUGGAAGCAAGAAAGCAGUGAAUCUCAGUCAGCUCUGAUAAAUCAGGCUUGGUCUCCAGAUGGUUUAUACAUCUCAUCCGGUACUGCAGAUCCCAUGAUUCACAUAUUUGAUAUCAGAUAUCACGCCCAUAAGCCUUCUCAAUCUAUAAGAGCUCAUCAGAAACGGGUUUUUAAAGCUGUAUGGCUCCACUCUUGCCCCCUUCUCAUUUCUAUAUCUUCUGAUCUGAACAUUGGUUUACACAAAACCACGUAGCUGAUUGAACGUCCAGCCAAACAGCUGCUAGCCCUUAGAAAGAAAAUGGUACAUUUUGUGUUCCUCAUUUUAGGUCGGUGUAAGAAGAUCUGUUACUUGUUUUCAAGAGUAACAACUCUUUGUAGGGCAUUUUUGUAAGAAUCAAGCAGAAAAAUGCUGAUGAGAUGUUGGGAAUUGUAUGUAAUUUUUUGAGGAAAACGAUAUUACUAAGUAGAUGGGGGAUGUAUUGGAUGAAAUUUUGUUUUUUGGAAAUGAAAGAUUUGCAGCUGGUGGAUUUAAGUAAA